Molecule: messenger RNA, 422 nt
Organism: Cannabis sativa
Lineage: Eukaryota; Viridiplantae; Streptophyta; Magnoliopsida; Rosales; Cannabaceae
Product: glutathione S-transferase DHAR2-like
Exons: 3
Biological process (GO): ascorbate glutathione cycle; protein glutathionylation; cellular oxidant detoxification
Molecular function (GO): glutathione dehydrogenase (ascorbate) activity
Source: RefSeq, a predicted model, not a curated record
AAUGAACCCAGAAAAAUCGAAACCCAAACCCCGAUAUUCCACCCUCGAGCCCCUUUCCUGUCCGUCUUUCUCCUUUUCUCCUUCUCGGAUGUGCGCAACAGUGGUGGUGCUCCUCAUCUUCUUGGAGACUGUCCAUUUAGCCAAAGGGUACUUCUGACUUUGGAGGAGAAGAAAAUACCUUACAACAGGCACCUCAUCAAUCUCAGUGACAAACCCACAUGGUUUCUGCAAGUGAAUCCUGGAGGGAAGGUGCCUGUUGUGAAGUUUGAUGAAAAAUGGGUGUCUGAUUCUGAUGUUAUUGCCAAUGGAGUUGGAGAUAUUUUUGGUGAUAGUGAUUUUUGGUGAUGGUGAGGAGCCACUGGAGAAGGGGAAAGGUUGAAGAAGAAGGUAGAGAGGUAAAAAAAACAAAAAUUGAAAAUUUU